AUGCAGGUGCUGUUGCUUUUUAGCCGCCAGGGAAAGCUUCGACUGCAGAAAUGGUACAUCCCUCUGCCGGACAAAGAGAAGAAAAAGAUCACCGCAGAACUUGUUCAAACCGUUUUAGCCCGGAAACCUAGAACGUGCGGCUUUCUGGAGUGGCGAGAUCUUAAGAUUGUUUACAAAUCCUAUGCGAGCCUGUAUUUUUGCUGUGCUACUGAGGACCAGGAUAAUGAACUAAUUACCCUGGAAAUAAUUCAUCGUUACGUGGAAUUACUGGACAACUGUUUUGGCAGUGUGAGUGAACUGGAUAUCAUCUUUAAGUUUGAGAAGGCUUAUUUUAUUUUAGAUGAGUUUCUUUUGGGAGGGGAAGUUCAGGAAACAUCCAAGAAAAAUGUCCUUAAAGCAAUCGAGCAGGCCGACCUACUGCAGGAAAAAACAGAGACUCUGUAUCACAGCCGGAGUUUCAUUGGGCGUAAGAGAGCGUACUAGGCUACCUGCCGGACUGCUGACACGCGUCCAAAUAUAGCGGGAUGUAUGAAUUCAGUUUGAAAUUGUGGUUUUGUCAAGGUUGUUGUUUAUAUUUUGGCAUUCCUUGAAAAGUCUAUAAUUA
Molecule: messenger RNA, 604 nt
Organism: Nycticebus coucang (slow loris)
Lineage: Eukaryota; Metazoa; Chordata; Mammalia; Primates; Lorisidae
Product: AP-1 complex subunit sigma-2-like
Exons: 1
Coding region: 1-483 (160 amino acids)
Biological process (GO): intracellular protein transport; vesicle-mediated transport
Cellular component (GO): AP-1 adaptor complex; intracellular membrane-bounded organelle; membrane coat
Molecular function (GO): clathrin-cargo adaptor activity
Source: RefSeq, a predicted model, not a curated record